Heterobilharzia americana is the source of this 4242-nucleotide messenger RNA. NCBI's taxonomy places the organism in Eukaryota, Metazoa, Platyhelminthes, Trematoda, Strigeidida, Schistosomatidae. The record is from the annotation of a GenBank genome assembly.
AUGAACUUCAUACUGUUGAGUUCUUUGCUUGUUUUGACACUAUGGAAUGUAUAUUGCAUCGAUGAAUCUGUUAUAACUCGAAAACCGGUGUUUACUGAAUAUCCAAGGGAUGCUUUCCCACUUCAUCGUCAACAGCUGAGGUUGUUUUGUCGUGCCGACGGUGAACCUGUAGUUUCGAUAACAUGGUAUAAAGAUGGGAAAGUUGUUGAGACACAGAGAGAUAAGCCAGGCACUUCAAACAGAAUCACAAAACCCGGUGAGUUGCUUUUCCUGUCCUUCAGUGUUGAAGAUGAGGGUCAAUAUUACUGCAACGCAUCUAAUAUUCAUGGUUGGACUCGAUCUCCUUCUGCCCUUGUUAAGGCCGCAUUUUUCGACGCUAGUGGUGCAUCCGGCCCGGAAAGCAAAUCUGCUAAUCUCGGUCAGACUAUUUUGUUGGAAUGUACUCCACCUGCUGGAUUACCGGUACCGGCUGUUCAUUGGAAACAUAAUAACCAGAAAAUUAUUGACAGUUCGCGGAUAAGGAUCAUGGGAAGUGGUUUGAGAAUCGAGGCAGCUAGACGUCAAGAUGCUGGUUCAUACCAGUGUCUGGCUGAUAAUUCUGCUGGCCGUUGGGAAAGUAAAUCUGCUACACUUACUGUUCGUCGUAAGCCACGUUUCAAGUUUACUCCCAUGAGCAAACAAGCUGUCGUCGGGGAUGCUGUUGAGUUUCAGUGUUUGGCCUCCGAAGAUCCUAAUUCUACGAUUCUGUGGAGACGGGAGGGCAAUAAAAUCAUCCAGGCUUCAUUGAUUGAUCGGAAAACACUUCGAAUAGAGCACGUUAAGCUAUCUGAUGCUGGUGACUACAUUUGCGAGGCCAAAAAUGUUGCUGGUAAUGUUGAAGCUGUCGCUCAUCUGUCCGUGGUUUCACCACCAAUUUUUGUUAUUACUCCUGAGGAUAAAACAGUCCCACUUGGUAGCCAGGUCUCAUUUGAUUGCUUGACUUCUGGUUCUCCACCACCCAGUGUCAGAUGGCUGCACAAUAAGUUCUCUUUCUGGGUUCCGAAGCCUAAUGAAAAACCCAUACAAGCAGGCAGGUUUCAGAUAUUUCCUAAUGGAACACUGUCAAUAAACUCAACUUUGCUGUCCGAUGUCGGGUUGUUCGAAUGUAAAGCAUCUCAAAAAGCCGGUAUCGUCAAAUCAUCAGCUCAGCUACUUGUUGAGACCUCUGGUGUGAUAUCUCUUCCACUUAUUGAGGUGGGUCCUCAAAAUCGAACACUAUAUCAAGGCAUGAUCGCAACUUUGCCAUGUCAUUCAACUGUUCUUCAGUACACUUUGCGGGCUUCAAACUCACUGGUUCAUUCCAGUGUUGAUACGUUUACACCUAUUGUUACACAGUGGUUUUUUAAUGGUUCUACUCUCUCAUCUAACUCUAAUCCCCGAGUUGUGAUAUUAAACUCUGGAUCACUUCAGAUAAAUGCCUUACGUGUGUCUGACACAGGCUUAUACACAUGUGAGGUGGAGAUUCAGGACUUCUCUGCUCCUUUUUUACGACGUUCUACAUCAUCAACCUCUUUCUUGCAAAUAAUUCAGAGUGGGUCUUCUGAGAGCAGCAUGUAUCUCCCGUCUGGAGAAGAAAAUGAGAUGUUGUUACCUGAUCCUCCAAAGGAUGUUAGAGUUACAAGUAUUGGUGAUACUUGGGUUUUGCUAGAAUUAGCUGAUGAUCAGUCUAAUAUGCAUACAAUACACAGGCGUGACAUCACCUCAGGCGUCUUCAGAACUGGUUUGCAAGUUGAAGCAGCAGAGUUCAAUGCUUCUAGUGGUUGGCGCAUAAUGGAAUCUUCUGUUACAUCUACUUCAGUUCAUGUAAACGGAUUAUUACCACAAACCGGCUACCAUUUCCUUGUCCGCUACAUCAAUCGUUAUGGAGUCGGCAGACCCUUCAUUCUAAAUAGAUUAGUGAUCACGAAAAUGCCGGAGCCAGCUCGUGACUAUGUACCAACCGAGCUAGUUGUAAAACUGCAAUCUGUAAGUUUUAGUCCUGUACACAUUAGAGCGAUAUCACCAUCUGAGUUAUUAGCGGAAUGGUUCCUGUGUGGCCCAUCAGACACAUUAAGUCUAAUCACCGGCUUCAAGGCGGCUUAUAUGAGUGUACCAAUGUCUAGGUGCAUAACAUCUGGUGCCAAAAGCAGUGGAUUUUACAUCAAGGAAAGUAUCACCCAUUACUCAAAAAUGGAUCAUGAUUCAUGUACUUAUAGAGAUGAGUCUGUGGAGAGUUUGCUAGAUUCCUACGAUGACGACCUCACUCCAUGUAGUUUGCUAGGGAUUUCCAAACAACAAUCUCUUGACUGGAAUCCACCUAGUUUCCUCAAUGGUGAAGCAUUUGAUUACUACGUUCAUUCAGGUGUGAACUCCACAAAUGUGAAAAUGGCUAUUGGUAAUUUACGACCUUUUAUGUGCUACGCCGUUCGUAUUGAGGCAUUUGUAGAUCACCCAGAUCACAACAGAAUUUUUGCACAGAAAAGCCAAGUCUCAGUCUCUCUUACACAUGACAGCACCCCAACAGGUGCACCACAAGUUACAAAUGUCUAUUGGCUCAAGAAUGGAACUGUUCUGCAACUGGACUGGAAUCCUCCGAAUGAAUGGGAGCGUGGUGGUCUUCUCACGGGAUACUCUCUGAGGAUUUUGAGCACUGCACCCAAGCUUAGUCGUACCGUCAACAUGGGUGCUGAGAAAUCUUCUUUCCACAUUUAUAAUCUUGAUCCAUCGUCCAAUUACACGUUAUAUCUAUCUGCAGUAACCUGUCAUGGUGAAGGUGUACGGUCACUACCAGUUUACAUUUUUGCUUACCCCACACGUGGUCAUUUUCCAGAGGCGAGUCUACACUCAUCUCAUAAUCCAAUAAUAGAUCCAAAUCAAUUUGAAUCUGGGAAUUUUUUCCGGAAAGUUUUAUACGACGGUAGAAGUUUUUAUCCGGGAAUAUCUGCAUCACAGACGCUUGCCGACCACACGAAUUCUAAACAUACUGGUGUCUAUGAGGAAAAGUUGAGCCUUACCCGAGAACCUUGGUUUAUAGUUAGUGCAGUUAUGUUCAGCGUGCUUUGGGUGCUCAUUUGCCUUGGUCUUAUCAUAUGUGGACGACACAGGAAUGAACGCCAGCGGCGCAGGCAUGGUGUUUUGGAUGUUAUGGAUGUUGAAAUAAUUGCCAAAAAUGGACGCCUUGGUACUAGUGAUUCCACUCAGGCUGCAGGUACAGUUUCACCUUCGAUGUACAUGGGCGGUUUCAUGGCUUCUACAGAAGCAGAAGCAGCUUCGCUUACUGUAGUAGAUCCUCUUUCUGUAAAUGCGGCCUUGUUAUCUGACAGAAACCAUACACCGAAAUCAUGCAACCCUGUAUUUGGUGACAAAUCCUAUGCGAAUGGCCUUGCUCAUGCAAUGAACGCACCGUAUUCUGUAUCUAUAAACCACACGUUUUCUAUGUCAGGUGAUGGGAAUUUACAGUCAGUACCUGCAUAUAUACCACAGUAUCCUCUUGGUACUCAGAUGCUACCCACAGAUAUUUUGAAGAAUCAUCCAUACAAUAAUUCAAGUACUAUGGUCCCAAAUAUCUCAGCUAGUAGUGGUGGUCAAAUGUUGCCCAGUGGUAAUCACUGUUCAUCAGAUCUUUUGCAAGGUAGUGGAACUCCUAUUUUACCAAAUGGAUGUUUAUCUCUAGCCCUCAGUCAUGGUUCACAAAACCAAGCAGCUGAUUUAUCUUCUGAGGACCAUGCGACACCCUAUGCUAGUGUAUCAGUUAUUCAACAAAUGGUGUUUGAUCAUAUGCCAAUGGAUUAUUCCGCUGUUCAGCAGGGGCGCGGUAAACAACUUUCACUUGCAGAAAUCAUACCUCCUCCUCCAGAUUAUCCACCCCCAUCACUUCCUUCCUUCUCCCCGGUUCCACAUCACUUUACUAGUUGGUCUUUAGGUGAGGCACCUUGUUCAGGUAGCGGUGAAGAUUCAGCCUAUAGUGAUUUCCAACAGUCAUCUCAGCAUCAAGGUGGUUGUGGUCCAUCUGUUUCUAAUCAUAAUUGGUUAACUUCGCAACCUGAAAGCAAUAGUGCUCUUCCAACGUCUUCACACUCGUUAUCAAAAACAAGUGGUCUGUCAUCUGAAUGGCCUAACCACGAAAGCCUCUCAACACCUCAUUCCACAGAUCAACAUAAUUUAUUUGCUCAUCAUCCCUCAACAUCUUUAUCAACAAUCCAACCGUCACAUGUGGCAUGUUAA